Messenger RNA from Cricetulus griseus (Chinese hamster), 2506 nucleotides. The record is from RefSeq and is a predicted model, not a curated record. NCBI's taxonomy places the organism in Eukaryota, Metazoa, Chordata, Mammalia, Rodentia, Cricetidae.
UGGGGACAGCAGGGCUGAGCUGCUCUCUGUCAGAGGUGCGGUUGUCACCUCCGCGGCCAGCUACUGUAAGUGACUGGUAGUGAGUGCAGUUUCUUUGUGUUUGCUGCUUUUCCUCCUCCGCUCAUGUAAUGCACUCCCUGAACCAAGAAAUCAAAGCAUUCUCCCGGAAUAAUCUCAGGAAGCAGUGCACCAGGGUGACCACGCUAACUGGAAAGAAAAUUAUAGAAAGCUGGAAAGAUGCCACAGUUCAUGUUGUGGAAGCAGAGCCCAGCGGUGGGGGUGGUUGUGGCUAUGUGCAGGACCUUAGCUUGGACCUGCAAGUUGGCGUUAUUAAGCCCUGGUUGCUUCUGGGGUCGCAGGAUGCUGCUCACGAUCUGGAGCUCCUGAGAAAGCACAAGGUGACUCAUAUUCUCAAUGUUGCAUAUGGAGUUGAAAAUGCUUUCCUCAGUGAGUUUACAUAUAAGACCAUUUCUAUAUUGGAUGUGCCUGAAACCAAUAUCCUGUCUUAUUUUCCAGAAUGUUUUGAGUUUAUUGAGCAAGCAAAACUGAAGGAUGGCGUGGUUCUCGUUCACUGUAAUGCAGGGGUUUCCAGGGCUGCUGCGAUUGUCAUUGGCUUCCUGAUGAGUUCUGAAGAGAUUGAAUUCACCAAUGCUUUGUCCUUGGUGAAAGAUGCAAGGCCAUCCAUAUGUCCGAAUCCUGGCUUCAUAGAACAGCUUCGCACCUACCAAGUGGGCAAAGAGAGCAAUGGAGGUGACCAAGUGCCCUCAGUGGACAGGGGCCACAGUCCAUGAUCUGUACUCUGGCAGAAACAACCUCUGCAUCUGCUUCUAUUUUGGAGAGAAAAUUUGUAAAACUCCUCUUUUCUUUUUUUUUUUUUCCAGUGAAAAUGGGGGUUACUUUUAUCUCCCUGAGUUAGUAUAUUAAUACAUUUUUAAGUUUUACCUUUUCUUUGUUAUUGUAAUAUCUGGUUAAGUGUUUCUUUGAAUUACUAAGAGAUUAGAGUAUAUGAUCAAAUCACUAAAUCACUGUAAGAGAAAUUUUAAACCUAAAAAUAUUUAUUAGAGAUAGAAAAGCAAUCAAGGAGGUCUUUUUUUUUUUUGUAACACAUUUGACACAUUCUCAGUAAGGUUGCAAAAUUAAUAAGCUUUGAAAACUUAACAGUCUUUUUGUUUGUUUGUUUUCGAGACAGGGUUUCUCUGUUUAGCUUUGGAGCCUAUCCUGGCACUCGCUCUGGAGACCAGGCUGGCCUCGAACUCACAGAGAUCUGCCUGCCUCUGCCUCCCGAGUGCUGGGAUUAAAGGUGUUCGUCACCAACGCCCGGCCGCCAAGGAGGUCUUUUAAUUUACUCUGUUCUCAUACACAAUUUCAUGAACAAAAACUUUUUGAAGCAGUAGACUUACUAAAUGAAGACUUACCAUUCAAACUGAAGUAAAUGUUUUACAAAGAAUAUUUUAAAGUUAAAAAAUAAUACCUUCAGAAUUACCCAAAUAGUACCAGGAUCAAAAGGCUUAUAUAAAAAUCUAUCUAAUGGUUAUAAAUUCAUGUGAUUUUUUAAAUUUUCUUAUGAAAACCACAUUUUCAUGUUGACUUUUACAUUUGGUCCUAUUGCAAGCAUUUUUUGUUUAUUCUUUAAGUGAUUGAAGAAGCUCUAUUAUAUAAUUUUAUGAUUUUAAUUAGGUGUUAUCACUUAUACUCUGUUCUUUUUAACUUGGGUGCUAAGUGUUCUGUUUAUGAGUCACCUGUCAUAUUUUUUUGGUCUAAAAACUAUCUUAUAGUGAGAGAUAAUUUUUUAAGAUGUAAUCAUAAGAUUAAUCUAUUUCCUAUUUCAGUAUUCUGCUGGCAAACCUAUUUUUAGGAAAGAAAAGUUAUAAACCAAUAAAAAAUUAAAUAUUGUUAUGAUGCUUAAUAUUAUGCACAUUUUUCAUGGAAGAACUAUUUUCCUCUUCCAUGCAGUUAAUGAAACUGCAUUAUGUACAUUAUGCUUUAUAGCUUUGAGUUUGGGGCAGGGGAUUGCAAAUCAAGUAAAGUCCAAGCUUAAUUUGCAAGAAGACUUUGACUUCCAUCAUCAGCAACACACACACACACACACACACACACACACACACACACACACACACACACACACACACGAAAAGAUCUUUUAAAAUUUUUAUGUAAGUACAUACUGCAAAAUUGAACAUUGUUUAGUUAUGAGGGAAUUCUUUUAUGUCUUUUGAGUGACAUUUGUGGUAAGUUCUAAAAGAUAAGUAGGAGUUGACUGAGGGUGAGUGGGUUGUGGCAGAUUUUUCAGAAUUGAGUCAGGAAUAUAUGUAAAAACCAAAGCCUGAGGAGGAGCAUGAAAUGUUGGAGUAAUGGAAGGAAGUGCUGAGAUGUGGGGGCAGUGAGGACGAGGGCAUGAGAUACUGUCCAUGACUGUGGACUGUUGGCCAGAUCGAGUGAGACUUGGUAGAGAACUUUGAGAUGCUAGCCUUUCAGAAUAGUAGAUUAAAGGUUGUAAAGACUAAAA